Molecule: messenger RNA, 207 nt
Organism: Spizellomyces punctatus DAOM BR117
Lineage: Eukaryota; Fungi; Chytridiomycota; Chytridiomycetes; Spizellomycetales; Spizellomycetaceae
Exons: 4
Coding region: 1-207 (68 amino acids)
Biological process (GO): multicellular organism development
Source: RefSeq, a predicted model, not a curated record
AUGCCCAAGGCAAAGUCUGACAAGGUGUCAUCCCCCAAGAAGGCUGCUGCUGGAUCCAAGCGUGGUGCCUCUCCCUACAACCUCUUCAUGAAGUCUGAGCUCGCAAAAGUGAAGGCCGAAACACCUACAAUUGGGCACAAGGAGGCUUUCAAAGUUGCUGCAUCGCGGUGGAAGGAUGCACCAGAGAACCCCAAGAACAAGAAAUGA